AUGUUGAGGAAUUCGCUCGUCAAGUUGACCUCCAGCAAAUCAUCAUAUGAUCUAAAUGACCUCCAAAUGAACCAGGACGAGUCACUCAUUUCCUUCUUCAACCAUUGUCUGCCUCGACUCCCCAAACUAGCAUCAUUCAUUGAAGAUCCAUGUGGUGAUCGCAGCCUCCAAAUCCUCCGCAUCGAUGACGUUGCAAUUUUUUUCCGGCGCACAAUCCGUGUACCUGAAACUGGACGUUCAAACAAUCUUCCACCUGGACUUGGGAACUUCCCACUUUACAAAGUUGCCGAAUUCUCUCGCGCCCUUCCACAAGAUAUGGUAGAGAAGGGCGGUUGGUUCUUUCCAAUGUACCAACGAGAAGCAAUGUGGUUGCAGUUCAGAUGCAGGUCGGAAUUUGCUAUUCGGAUAUAUGUUGGUGGUAUCAAUGCCAUCACUGGUGAGCCUAAAAUUCCGAACAUGGCUAUUGGCGUCGACAAAAAUCAGGACUACAUCGUCGUACCUGAACAGCAUUGGAUCGAUGGCAUUGCGACUGGUCCGGGUAUGGUUAAGCAAUUUGUUGCUGUUCCUUAUGGAUCAGGUUUUUCGGUUGAGUAUCAGAUCACAGGAUCGGAGACGAUAGGUGGCAUACAAUUCGAGGUAAUUCCGCCUUACCAUCAUCGUUCGGUAAGGUUUGAGGGCAGGGAUAUCUAUUGUACUCCCCGCGAGCUUGGACUUUCCCUCGGCUCCGAAUUGACGAUGACCAACCUGAGAGUCGAUCCAUUCCCUAUUGCCAGUGGAAGCAUGCGGAUCACAAUCUCCACUUUGACGGGAAAGAAGAUAAUUGUAUUUGCAGAGAAUUCUGAUACUAUAAACAUUCUCAAAUCCCGUCUGCAAGAGAAGGAAGGAUUUCCGAAGUCCAUUCAAUGGAUAUAUUUUGCUGGAAAAGAACUUGAAGAAGACCAGACGCUUUUAGACUACAAUAUUCAAGAGGAAUCAAGAGUCUUCGUGAUCUUGACACUGAGAGGGGGUGGGGGCUUGGUGAAGGGUUGGGAUUUGGCGCUACCGAUGGGUUUCGGCACUGGGGGAACGAUCAAGCAGGUCAUCGUAAAAGACCCCAACAACCCACGUAUCUGGGACGUUGAGAGGGCAGGGAUUGUCAAUGUACAAGUCAUGAACGCAGCACGAUUCGAAGACAUCACCAAGAUGAUGGCACCUCCGACCCCAGUUGACAUCAAAACGUAUGCUGCAGCAGGACUUCCCUUCUUUGAUGUCUUCAAUGAAUUGCCGACAGACAUCCAUGGAUAUUACAAGUUUAAGAAGGUCAAGACCGUAUCUGAGAUGGAUCAGAUCUUGGACGUGGGGUCAAACAUCAUGUACGAGCCUGGCACAUACAUCCCUUUGCAGAAAUGCCAAUGCCGAAAAAAUAUGUUAGAUUUAUUCGUCCUUGCAACCACGCCGUUUGCUCAGUUUGUUCAGCAUACGGUUCUCGCGCUCUUUGCCCGGUUUGCAUGA
Suillus clintonianus is the source of this 1491-nucleotide messenger RNA. RefSeq lists its product as uncharacterized. The record is from RefSeq and is a predicted model, not a curated record. Gene Ontology annotation, biological process: protein ubiquitination; modification-dependent protein catabolic process. NCBI's taxonomy places the organism in Eukaryota, Fungi, Basidiomycota, Agaricomycetes, Boletales, Suillaceae. Bases 1 to 1491 code for a protein of 496 amino acids. The transcript is spliced from 4 exons. Gene Ontology annotation, cellular component: cytoplasm; nucleus. Gene Ontology annotation, molecular function: ubiquitin protein ligase binding; protein tag activity.